Molecule: messenger RNA, 1509 nt
Organism: Centrocercus urophasianus (Greater sage-grouse)
Lineage: Eukaryota; Metazoa; Chordata; Aves; Galliformes; Phasianidae
Product: bromodomain-containing protein 8-like
Exons: 7
Coding region: 379-1509 (376 amino acids)
Cellular component (GO): NuA4 histone acetyltransferase complex
Molecular function (GO): protein binding
Source: RefSeq, a predicted model, not a curated record
GUACAGACCUCGAAUUCCUGCAAAUACAGCUCUCUUCCAGUUACCCUUUAAAAGCUCUGCAGUGCUUUGAUGUUAGAGGCAGUACAUUAAUAAUUAGAAUGCUGCAUGGUCUUUGGAUGGAGGGGAAGGUUUGCUGCCCUUGUUAUGACAUGGGACAUCUGACCAUGGAAAGUGGAAAUGCUGCAAUCUCACUGGAGCUUUCCUUAAGAGACCAGUAUAUUGAAUGCCAUGUUAUUUGCCUAGAAAUUGGAAAAGAGUGUAUGAGUUGUGGUGAAAAUCUGUUUCUCACAGCUGUAGGCAUGCCUGUAUCUGGUUUCACAGCAGAAACUUUUAACUGUUUUUUUUUUCAGCUGGUUAUUACAGUUCUUAGCAACGUAGAUGACUGAGUUUAAACUCCUGACUUCUGAUUUUCUGCUAACUUCUGUGCAAUUUUUUGCCCGUUUACAUUUACAGGAGAAAAGAAUGACAACAAAAAAAUCUCAUGGUCCUGAUGUCUGCAGCAGCGAGGAGGUGUCUAUGGGCCAUCCCUGGGUGUGGUGCAGUUCUGAGUCGGAGUCAGAGGACAGUGACUUGCAGUCUCUUCUCAGCUGGCAUUCAAGUUUGGAUGUGGAAGUGGGAAACUGGAGGGAUACCGAAGAGGUGGCUAUAGGGAAGCCAGAGGAAAGCAGCCAAGAGACAGACAGCAGGCUGGAGUUCAGUGAUCCUCUCUGGGAGGAUGAUAGUGAAGACUUCCAAAAGGCAGAGAGGCAAUAUGAAGAUGACAGUCUUCUCGAGUUCUUCUCAGAGAUAACCCAGUUGCUGGAACCUCUCCGCGUCAGCUGCACAGAUUCAGCAGAGACUCUAUGGGAUUGUUCUGGCUCUGGGAAGCAGGAUGAUGGGGAAGAUCUAAGAUGCCAGGAAGAGACCACCAGGACAGUUGUCUCAAGAGCAGAGGAAAGUCAGCCACGUGUCCUGGCAGAAGAUGAAAAAGAACACUUCCCAGGAAGAGAGGACAAGACUCAAGAGGCACCUGAAGAAAAAACUCUGUGUGAACCAGAUUCACAGGAGAUUAACCAAGCCCAGGAUCAAGAUGAUAGUGACUGCACUUCUGCAGACCCCAUGUUGGGCUCCACAAGCCCUGCCAACCCGCAGCUGAUGCAGUUGAGCUGGGAUAACCCCAUGCAGCAUUCUCAUUUCAAAAGAACUGUCCUGUCCAUCUGGAAGAUGAUAGCCAGUCAUAGAUGCAGUGGCCCGUUCCUGAAGGCAGUGUCAGACAAACAAGCUCCUGGAUACAGUGAGGUGGUGAAGAGGCCCAUGGACCUGACCAGCAUCAAGAGGGGUCUGGCCAAGGGCCACAUCCGUUCCUUGGCACAAUUCCAGUGCAGCCUGAUGCUCAUGUUCCAGAACGCCAUCAUGUAUAACGCCGCCAACCACCACGUGCACCGCAUGGCGCUGGAGAUGCGCCGCGAGGUGCUGGAGCAGAUGCAGAUGCUGGGCGAGGCCCUGCUCCGCUCGGAGCACCGCAGGUAG